Molecule: messenger RNA, 7794 nt
Organism: Lampris incognitus (smalleye Pacific opah)
Lineage: Eukaryota; Metazoa; Chordata; Actinopteri; Lampriformes; Lampridae
Gene: itgav
Product: integrin, alpha V
Exons: 32
Coding region: 450-3599 (1049 amino acids)
Biological process (GO): integrin-mediated signaling pathway; cell-cell adhesion; cell adhesion mediated by integrin
Cellular component (GO): integrin complex; external side of plasma membrane
Molecular function (GO): integrin binding
Source: RefSeq, a predicted model, not a curated record
CACCGUAACAACGGCCAGCACGUCACGUCACGUCACGUCCCUCCGAGCUCGGGUCGGAUAACGAGGCAUUUUAUCCUGUUUUCCUUCGGUCGUGGUGGAUUUCGUUCUUUCGUUUCUUUUCUCUUUCUUUUGUCGACGUCGGCCAACUUACCAGGACAGUGUUUUGGGUCGUUUUUGCGUGACUUUGAAUUCUUCGCGGCUAUGGAGUGCGGAAUCACUGCCGCCGUGUGUUAGAAGCGGCGACCAGACAGACAGACAGAGAGGGAGGGAGAGAGAGACAGACAGAGAGGGAGAGAGAGAGACAGAGAGAGAGAGGGGAUUAGGGGGAGAGACCAUCGCUUUGCUGCGCAGAUAGACGACACGCCAGAGAGAAGAGCCAGUAUCAAAGGGGCAUUAGACGGAUUAAAACAAACGGACGUACGACUCGGUGCCUUGAUCCCGGGGCGAGAAUGGCCGGCACAGAGCGCGGGUCCAGCCUCCCGCUGGCCCUGGCAGUGGCCCUGGCAUGUCUGAAGUGCUGUGCCUCCUUCAAUCUGGACGUGGACAAACCCUCCGUGUUCUCCGGACCCGCCGGCAGCUACUUCGGCUUCUCGGUGGAUUUCUUCAAACCGCUGAACAACCAAAAGUCAGAUGUUCUCAUCGGUGCCCCCAGGGCCAACAGCUCGGAGUCCAGCAGCAGUGUGGUGGAGCGGGGUGCAGUCUACAGCUGUCCCUGGAGGAACUCUGCAGCGUGCCAGCAGCUGCAGUUUGACAGCACUGAUGACAGGUGGAGUUCAGACGGGAAACAGAUGGAGUUUAAAUCCAAGCAGUGGUUUGGGGCCUCUGUACGCUCCAGUGGGGAGCACAUUCUGGCCUGUGCCCCAUUGUACCAAUGGUCAACCUAUGGCUACCAAGAACGGGAGCCGGUGGGAACGUGUUUCCUCAAGAAAGGAGGCCAAGUGGUGGAGUAUUCACCAUGCAGAUCAAAUUACAACACACCAGAGGGUCAAGGUUUCUGCCAGGCAGGCUUCAGUGCCGACUUCCUAAAAGAAAACAACAGAGUGGUGGUUGGAGGACCAGGCAGCUUCUACUGGCAGGGCCAGCUGAUCUCUGAUGACGUGUCAGAGAUUUUCCAUCGAUUUGAUAAACAAUUCCAGACCCCCUACGGAAACACUCUGGCCACCAAGGCAGCCAGCGCCCAGUACGAUGACAGCUACCUAGGAUAUUCUGUGACAGUUGGGGACUUCAAUGAUGAUGGAAAGGAAGAUUACAUCACGGGGGUACCCCGGGGAGAAAAGGCACAGGGAUAUGUGAACAUAUUUAAUGGACACAACAUGGAGUCCAUGGUUAACUUCACAGGAAUGCAGAUGGCUGCCUAUUUUGGUCACUCUGUAGCUGCUACUGAUGUGAAUAAUGAUGGUAUGGUUGAUGUGUUGGUUGGCGCGCCUCUCUUCAUGGACCGAGGGUCAGACGGUAAACUGAGGGAGGUGGGGCAGGUGUGUGUGUACCUGGGCAGAGGGGGGUUUUCCUUCCAUCCUCCCCAGAAGCUGACAGGGUCUGAGGUUUAUGCCAGGUUUGGCUCUGCUAUUGCCAUCCUGGGGGACCUGGACCUGGACGGAUACGAUGACGUAGCCAUCUCUGCUCCCUAUGGUGGCCCCAACAACAACGGUUUGGUUUACAUUCACAAUGGCCGCAUUGGGGGACCUGACCCUUCCCCGUCCCAGGUCUUGCAGGGUAAAUGGGCAUCCAGUUAUAUGCCUGCUAGCUUUGGCUACUCCAUGACCGGAAAUACUGACAUAGACCAGAACGGAUACCCAGAUCUAGUUGUGGGUGUCUUUGGAGCAGAUAAAGCUGUUCUAUACAGGGCGCGUCCGGUCAUCAGUGUCAAUGCCACUCUGGACAUCACCCCUCAAAUACUCAACCCAGAGGACAAGAAAUGCACCCUGCCGGGCACCAGUACAUCUGUCUCUUGCUUCAAGGUGAAGUAUUGUCUGAAGGCCAGUGGCAGAGGUGCUCCAACCCCCCUCAGUUUCCGUGUGGACCUGGUGCUGGACCGUCUGAAACACAAGGAGGCUACCAAGCGUGUCCUCUUCCUGCAUAGUAAAACCUUUCAGUAUUCCAAGAACAUGACGGUAUUCAAUGGAAAAGGACCGGCCUGCGAGGAGCAGGAUGCAUUCCUCAGAGAUGACAGAGAGUUUCGGGAUAAGAUCACACCGAUCUCUGUGCUGAUGGAGUACAGUCUGGACUACAAGCUAGCUGCAGACAAAACUGGACUGCUGCCCAUCCUGGACAUGACUGCCCCUUCUAAUGUCACCAAACAGGCCCACAUCCUGUUGGAUUGCGGAGAUGACAACAUCUGUAAACCUGACCUGAGGCUAUCUUUAAAGAGUGACCGUGAACAGAUCUACAUCGGUGAUGACAAUGCUCUGACACUAGAGGUCAGUGCUGAAAACAGAGGAGAGGGUGCCUACGAGGCAGAACUUCACAUAUACCCCCCACCACAGGCCGACUUUACCGGCGUGGUCCGCAGUCAGCAGCUGGCAAGGCUGUCAUGUGCCUAUAAAAAGGAGAACCAGACCAGAAUGGUGGUGUGUGAUCUUGGCAACCCCAUGAAGGGAGGAACCAAGGUGUUGACGGAGCUACGAUUCAGUGUCCACCAGCUGUCAGAGCAGGACACGUCAGUCAAGUUUGACUUGAAGAUAGUCAGUUCCAAUCAGUUCAACAAUAUCAGUCCCCAAGUCUCCAGCAUCACCAAGCUUGCUGUGCUGGCUAAAGUCGACAUCAGAGGGAUGUCAUAUCCUGACCAGGUGUUGCUGCCCAUAGCCAACUGGAAACCCAAAGAGCCUCCUGUGGUGGGAGAAGACAUUGGGCCACUCAUACACCAUGUCUACGAGCUCCAUAACAAUGGUCCCAGUACAUUCAGUAAGGCGAUGCUGGACGUGGACUGGCCCCAUCGCUUUAACAAUGGCUCUCUGCUCUACAUCACGUCCUAUGAGACAGAUGGACCCAUCAACUGUACCACAGACGUGGUGAUCAACCCGCUCAACGUCUCUAAUCCAGUGUCGGCAGAGAAGACCAACAGUAGUUCCUCUACAGGAGAGAGAGGGACAGAGGGACGCAACAGGAACCAUGUCCACAAGAGAGACUUGGAAACAAGAGACACACAGGACAAUCAUUUUAUACUGGACUGCACCACGGUGGCGUGUUUGAUGCUGCGGUGUCAGGUGGGUCGUCUGGAAAGGAAACAGAGCGCCAUCCUCCACAUUUACUCCAGACUGGCUGUCAACAGCUUCCUCAAGUCCGAAAGUCAGAAUCAGUCCUACGUGGUGAGAUCCUCUGCCUCCUUUAGUGUCAUUGAGAUGCCCUACAAGAACCUGGUGUCAGAGCUACCAGCUAAUAGCACUACUGUGAGUGUGUCAGUGUUGUGGAUGACUGAUACUGACAAGCCAGUACCAGGGUGGGUGGUGGCUCUGGCUGUACUGGCAGGUCUGCUGCUGCUAGCUCUCCUCAUCUUUAUCAUGUAUAAGUUGGGCUUCUUCAAGCGGGUGCGCCCCCCGCAGGAGGACUGCACUGAGAAGGAGCAGCUGCAGCCGGAGGAGAAUGGCAACACUGACGCCUAGUGGACACUCUGGGGAAAACGCCAAACCGCCUGUAAGGAAUGGAAGAUGUAGUAGAGAGGGACAGUUCAGGGUAAAAUCCCCAUCCAUGGGGUACAAAUAAUGAGAAAAAUGUCAACCGAGAAUUUUCACUAAUGGAAAAAGAUCAAGGUACUUGUAAAAGUUGUGUAGUUUUUUUUCUUUUUUUUGGACAGUAACUUAACUUGAUGUUUGUGCCAAGAGCAGGAGUCUUCCUGGUGAAAGGUUUUCAAUCUGAAUAAUGCUGCUCUCCCUUCAAAUCCUCAAAAAUCAACUUGUAAUGUUUGUCUUUACUAACUCAGAUUGAAAAUGUACGCGGUUUCCUAGAGCUGAACUUGUUUCAGGACACAUGGGCUUCUAGCACAGGAUUUUCAAAGUCCAUAGUCAGCAACCUCAACGCUUGUUCUUCUCUCUGACUUUUAUCUAUGAUGUCUUCAUCGAUAGCAUUGGACAUUGUCCUCUACAUGCUUAAGGACACCUGGAUUUGACCUUGGCUCAAGAAGACAAUCUGAGCCCAAAACGCAAAUUAUUGUAGAUAACCAUCAAGGAUAAAAUGAAAUAGGAUUUUAUGGCCUCAAAAGCCAUACAAGCCUGAACUUCACCAUAAUUAAUGAUUCUCAACAAUGUUAAUGAUUCCAGGCGUCACCACAUCGGGAGGUAUUAAAAAAAAUCCCCUGACCUGACAUGACUCCCAUGUGUCCAGCUUUAUAAUACUGUCGUCUGAACUUUUUUGAACUGGCUCUUUGUGGAAAUAUUAAAGGAUUUGCCCCUUUUCUUUGAAUGAGGGCUGUUUUAGGAGUAAUGUGUUGGUGAGAGUAGGGGCUCUGUGAGGGUCUAAGUAUUUUUCUGGAUUUGGAUUAUCUUUAAGUUGACAUCUAAGGAAGGAUGUGUGUUAAACCUCCUCCACCCCAGCCAUCGACCUCCUAAUGUUCACAGCCCCAGUUUGUGCUCACCACUGAAGACCACACCCACAGAGCAGCUGGAUUUGGGGUAAAUACUUUGUAUUGAAGUGGCUUCACAGUCAGAUUGACUGAAGAUGGCCUGUUAUAAACUCACACCCUUUGCACCCUUCCCUCUUCCCCUCUUGUGCAGUGUUAUCUGACACUCGGGCAAUCGGAGCACCAAACAGAAAGCAAUAAUGUGGCGUGAAUGAAAUUAAGACGUUUGAAAUCAGUUUUGGGCAGCAUGGUGACACAGUGGUUAGUGCGAUUGCCUCACAACAAGAAGGUCCUGGGUUCGAGCCCCGGGGUUGUCCAGCCUUGGUGGGUCGUCCCGGGCCGUCCUCUGUGUGGAGUUUGCAUGUUCUCCCCGUGUCUGCGUGGGUUUCUUCCCACAGUCCAAAGACAUGGAGGUCAGGUGGAUCAGCCGUACUAAAUUGUCCCUAGAGAUGUGUGUGUGUGUGUGUGUGUGUGUGUGUGUGUGUGUGUGUGUGUGUGUGUGUGUGUGAGAGAGCAGUUAGUAUGAAGACCUUUUUCAGAUGGAUUUGACACAAUGCAAUCAUUGUGCGAGGCCAUUUGUGUUUGUCUUUGGGGUGCGUGUGGAGGUGUUGGCAGUGGUUGUGUUACUUUACACACUGCCAUGAGAUGUGUGACGGAACUUGACACGGAUCAAACCGUUGGUGGAGGAAUGGUGGUUUACCUUUGGCAGGGGCCCGGCUCGUUUCAGUGGCGUGGUGUUGCUCCGGCAGCCUGCUGGGGGACGUGAUACAGCGGUUACUGAAUGAUGGGGUUGGACAUAAAUAGUCCAGUUUCCUGGCCUGGACGGAGGCCUCAGUUUCUCUGCUCUUCCACUCAUGUUCAAGUCCUGACUCGCAGUGUGUGUGAAGGAUGACCAUCCAAGAGCAGGUUGGUGGUCACAGGUGUCUUGCCGCGCGUGAAUGUGUGCAGUGCUGUGUGUAAAAACGGUGGUUUGAGUUCGCCCAUAUUGGGUUUGUGAUGGAGGUGACGUUUAAAGCUGAUUUAUAAUUAAGGCAAUAAUCUAAAUAACGAUCAAUACAAUAACUUCACAGAAACAUACUAAGGACCAGAUUAUGUGUCCCAUCUCUUAGACUGGCAUCUUCUGAACUGCCCUCCUGUUUAGGUUGCUUUUGUCGCAGCACACCGGGUGUUGUGAUGUGGUGGCUAGCGUUCAGAGCACACGCCGAGUCCCUGCGUAGCAGCUCUGUUCAAGUGAUGCUGCCCCUGCACAGCCAGGUCAACUCCGCCACACACAGGGACCACAUCAGAGCUCACGGUUUGUCCACCAGCAGUGUUGUUGAACCAGAGGUGGGCUGUGUGUUGUUGGGCUGCAGAUAUGGAUUUGUUGGUCUGGAAAUUAAAUCGGCACCCUGACCUUUUAACCUUCUUAAAGACACUAAAAGCAGUUAUGGCAGUUUACCUUUGUGGGAUGAAGCAUUCAAGCUAACCCUAACCCGAAUGAAGCAUUAAACACGACCACUGUUAUGGAGAUGAACUGAUGCUGCUAUUGGCCUGCAGCACGGCGGCUCGGUACCAGCGCCCCCGCCCGUUACUCCACCCCACGCGAGCGGCCAUGAGGCAGCGCAGCACAUAUCCAAGAGAAACUACUGGGUUGGUCUCAUGCCAGAAGGAUGGUAGAUCGUUGGAGAAAUUGAAAAAAAAGUUUCAGGGGCGUCCGGGUGGCGUGGCGGUUUAUUCCAUUACCUACCAACACGGGGAUCGCCAGGUUGAAUCCCCGCGUUACCUGCGGCUUGGUCAGGUGUCCCUACAGACACAAUUGGCCGUGUCUGUGGGUGGGAAGCCGGAUGUGGGUAUGUGUCCUGGUCGCUGCACUAGCGCCUCCUCUGGCCAGUCGGGGUGCCUGUUUGGGGGUGAGGGGGAACUGGGGGGGAAUAGCGUGAUCCUCCCACGCACUACAUCCCCCUGGUGAAACUCCUCAAUGUCAGGUGAAAAGAAGCGGCUGGUGACUCCACAUGUAUUGGAGGAGGCAUGUGGUAGUCUGCAGCCCUCCCCGGAUCAGCAGAGGGGGUGCAGCAGAGACCGGGACGGCUCGGAAGACUGGGGUAACUGAUCAGGUACAAUUGGGGAGAAGAAGGGGAAAAAUCCAAAUAAAAAGAAAAGUUUCUCACUAAUAUUGGUCCAGACUACUGGUUUGAGCCAUGUUGCUUGGCAAAGUCACUGAUAAGUAAACUGUGAUCAGUAGUGGCAGUGAUGAAGAGUGCUGGCAGUGAUGAAGUGGCGUCAGCGUAUCUGCGAAGUGGAAGCGUAGCUGUAGCACACAUGGUAAACUUCAUUCCUUUUGCAACUGCAGAAUGACUCUAAAUGCACUGUGGGAGGGUUGACACAUAUUUCCCCUGUGGGUUCUGAGUGGAGACAUUUAGUGUCGGUCAGAACUGCCACCUGGACUUCCAUCGGUCAGCGGGGCCAGCAGGGCUGGGGUCCACCUUCUCAAUCCAGCCAACUCAACGUGUCACAUGGAAUGACAGCGGGUUUUAUUUGACAGAAAACAAGAUUAUCUGUCGGUUCUCCUGGCCUUCUUUGUGUUAAGAUUGUUUUUCCUUUUUUAUUUCGCCAUGUUAAUAAGCACGUCUAGAAAAUAAUGAUUUUCAAGUCUUGAAGUGUGGGAAUUUGCAAGGGGUUAAUUCACAACAAUACUUUUUUUAAGUAGUCGUAAUCACAUACUGUAAAGAAUAAUAUUUAGCCAGAGAUGAUGUAGCAGUCAUAGUGCCCCGCCGCUAUUAGCAUACAUAUAUAUAUAUAUGUAUGUGUAGUGCUGAAUCUGGACCAAAGUCUUGAAAUCCAGUAAAGGUCUGGAAAUACAGGAAAACGUUCAGGAAGCCUGGCUGUGCUUUAUCUUUGUCAUUGAUGCAUUACUCGUGCAUUACUCAUGCAUUACUCAUGCAUUAUGUGGUGAAACAGAAAUCACCCUCAUAUGUCAGAAGUAAACACACGUGUUCUUGUCUUGGUGGUUGAAUUGAGAGGGACAGAGUCCAGGCCUGCUGCUGUUUACCUUGACCGACUUUCACUGCUGAGCCCGAUCCUGUCUACACACCUGGACUUGUACGCUACUUUUAUGAUAUGUGCUUCCAGUCUUUCCACUGAGAGAAAAUAUUGGCUCUUUUUUGAUGUAUGUAAUCUUUCACCUUGAUUCAAUAAAAAAAACUAAUAUUUCUCAUGGAGGUUAUUUCACUUUUAAACUGAAAUAAACUAAAAGAUUUUGUUCA